This is a messenger RNA of Closterium sp. Naga37s-1, 1047 nucleotides long. NCBI's taxonomy places the organism in Eukaryota, Viridiplantae, Streptophyta, Zygnematophyceae, Desmidiales, Closteriaceae. The record is from the annotation of a GenBank genome assembly.
AUGGGAAUCGUCUAUCAGGACCCAUCCCCUCUCUCAUCUCCGCGCUCUCUUCGCUCUCCUACCUGUGAUUCUCUCGCCUCUAACGAGCUCACAGGGGCCAUCCCCCCACAGAUAUCCGCGUUACAAGCCCUGCAGUACAUUGAUGUGCGCAACAACCUUCUGUCCGGAGCAAUUCCCCCGCAGAUCGGCAACAACUACAACCUCAACUGGCUGUACCUGAGCAACAACCGUCUGUCUGGCUCCAUCCCUGCUUCCAUUGGCCGUCUCGAUCGCCUGCGAUACAUAUUCAUUGACAUUAACGUGCUCAGCGGGUCCCUCCCUGACUCUAUCACUGCACUCAGUGCACUUGUCUACCUCAUCGCAAGUCACAAUCUCCUCUCUGGCCCCCUCCCCACCAACAUCGGCCAACUGCCCCGCCUCGCAUUCCUCUCUAUCAGCAACAACUCCCUGUCCGGCCCCCUCCCGCCCUCCAUGAGUCAGCUCAAGCACCUGCAGAUCCUGGACCUGUCUCGCAACCGUCUCUCUGGUGCCAUCCCAGAUGCGUUUGCUGACAAGCCUGCCCUCAACUCCAUAGAUCUAUCGUUCAACGCUCUCACAGGCCCCCUGCCACCCACGCUCUCCACCUGUGGCUCUCUGUACACGCUGGACGUCAGCAGCAACUCUCUCAGUGGUGCUCCCGCCACCGUUGUCAGCAACAUGCCCACGCUCUCCUACCUGUAUGUCGUUCCCUCCGUCUCCUAUCUCCAGCAGAUGGUUUCAUACAGCAUUACUAGCAAUUUCUUCCACCUCGCUCCACCCCUCUCCACCCCUUGUUGCCCCUUCCCAUCCCUUGCUAUCGCCUCCAUUUUCCCGUCCCUCCCUCCCAGCAACCUCAAUCUAUCCCAGAACUAUUUCACAGGCCUCGUUCCCAGAGUGACGGACAGCCAGCAGAUGGUGUCAUACGACAUCAGCUCCAACUACUUCCACGGGCCCGGGCUCGUUUCAGACACCACCCCCCUCGCGCUGCCCCUCGCCCUGCAAUUCCUUCCCCUGCUCCCCAUCCCUUGA